This is a messenger RNA of Penicillium angulare, 3183 nucleotides long. RefSeq names its product putative serine/threonine protein kinase Kin1 (gene kin1). Gene Ontology annotation, biological process: intracellular signal transduction; protein phosphorylation; microtubule cytoskeleton organization. The transcript has 3 exons. The record is from RefSeq and is a predicted model, not a curated record. Gene Ontology annotation, cellular component: cytoplasm. The coding region runs from base 1 to 3183 and encodes 1060 amino acids. Gene Ontology annotation, molecular function: ATP binding; protein serine/threonine kinase activity; tau-protein kinase activity. Lineage: Eukaryota; Fungi; Ascomycota; Eurotiomycetes; Eurotiales; Aspergillaceae.
AUGUCGGCCCCGGCACCAGCUUCGAAGACGCCGGCGGUGGCCCGUAGUCAAUCUACAUCCUCUCGCCCAUCGCAUCGCCCUCCCACUUCAGAGCUACCCCAUCGAACUCGAAGCGUGGCGGUCCGAUCGUCCAACGGCUCCCAGCCCCCUUCACAGUCACAGCAUUCGCAUUCAAAAUCCUCAUCUCACGAUCGCCGCCCGCCCUCAAACCACGCUGCACUGGAGACUAUUGCCCGUCGAGACUUGGAAGCGUCCAAUGCUCAAAAAAUGCCUUCGUCUCGUCGGGAGCCGUCCUCCGAACGCUCGCAAGAGCGCCCAACCACCUCAGGCCGGACCGAUUCCACCCGAAGACAUCAGCGCAAUUCAUCCACGCAGGGCCACCAACGAGAAAGUGUAGAUAUGGCUAGGAACGCUACUGCGGAUCGCGCAGCCGAUUCUUCACAACCUGCGACCGCUCCGACCGCCCCCGCACAGCCAAGGCGCCGAACGACGAUCACUACACCUACAGGCCAAUGGGCACUGGGCAAAACUAUCGGUGCUGGUAGUAUGGGUAAAGUCAAACUGGCAAAGAAUAUGGAAACUGGGGAACAGGUCGCUGUUAAAAUCGUUCCCAGGCUCUCGACGGAGGAGCAUCGAAAUGGUCGAGAAACUGAGCGGGCAGACCGCUCGAAAGAAAUAAGAACCGCUCGUGAAGCAGCCAUUGUCAGUCUUACUAGCCACCCGUAUAUUUGCGGCAUGCGAGAUGUGGUACGCACGACAUAUCACUGGUACAUGCUCUUUGAGUAUGUCAACGGUGGUCAAAUGCUCGAUUAUAUUAUCUCUCAUGGCAAGUUAAAAGAGAAGCAAGCUCGCAAGUUUGCUCGCCAGAUUGCGAGCGCGCUUGAUUAUUGCCACCGCAACAGCAUCGUCCACCGGGACUUGAAAAUCGAGAACAUCUUGAUCAGCAAAACCGGUGAUAUUAAAAUCAUUGAUUUUGGUCUCAGCAACCUUUUCUCCCCCAGAAGUCUUCUGAAGACUUUCUGUGGUAGUCUUUAUUUUGCAGCGCCGGAGCUGCUUCAGGCGAGACAAUAUACUGGACCGGAGGUGGAUGUUUGGAGUUUUGGCAUUGUUCUCUACGUCUUGGUCUGCGGCAAAGUACCCUUCGAUGACCAGAGCAUGCCUCAACUCCAUGCAAAAAUUAAGAAGGGUGUGGUUGAAUACCCACCAGGCCUCACAACGGAAUGCCGUCACAUUAUCUCCCGCAUGCUUGUCACUGAUCCCAAACAGCGUGCUAGCCUAGCUGAGAUUAUGAGCCACCCUUGGAUGAACAAAGGCUUCAGCGCUCCCCCUGAGAACUUCCUCCCCCAUCGAGAUCCCUUGCAACUUCCAUUGGAUCAAGAAGUAAUCGAGAAGAUGACUGGCUUCGAUUUCGGCCCGCCAGAUUACAUCACAGCUCAGUUGACGAAAGUGUUAGAAUCCGAUGAAUACCAACAUGCUGUGCGACUCAACUUCCGCGAGCAGCCGUCAAACAACCAGGCUGAACGAAAACGCGGUGUCUUCGACUUUUAUAAACGUCGCAACUCGGCCGCUAGUCGCGACACGCUUUCCGCACCUUCGGCAGAAGCAAUUCAGCUUGGCAAUGACCCUCUGAAUGCUUACAGUCCGCUGGUUUCAGUUUAUCACCUCGUAAAGGAGAAGGUAGACCGUGAACGAGCUGAGAGUCGCCCUGGAGCUUUAGGAAUUCGGCCCAUAGCCGAUGUGACAUCAGCGCCCCAGGAUCUGGCACCACCGGAGGCUGCUCAUACCAAUCAGUAUCAACUUCCUGGUGAAAGAGAUACUGGCCGACGAUCCCGCCCCCGAGCCAGAACCCAUGGCGAAGAGGAUGUCACAGAGGGCAUCAAGAACCUUCACACUUCCUCACCAUCCGGGCAUCCAGCACUGCCCGAUACCCCCGCGAAGAAGGAAAGCACUGCUGCUGGAAUUUUGCGACGCUUCAGUACCCGCAAGCCCAAGGACCGGAGUCGCGACGUUGAACGAGAGCGUAUCAGCACGCCCAACACUCCAACACUCAAUGUACAGCCCCCGGCUGAUUCUGCGUCUCCAAUGAAUCGUGGAUUCAGCGUACGACGCACUCGACAGAAUGAGCCGUCCCCAGCUUCCAUCCCGUCUGGUGGAAGUCAACCUCAGCAAGAUUUCCUUGCAGCCCCGGGCUCAAGCGAACCAACUGGGCAAACUAGCAAAUUCCUGGGUCGCUCUACUAGUGUCAACUCUGCCAACUACCGGCCUCGACGGGCUGCUCGGAGGACCGAGGUUGAUGGUCUAGACAUUGAACGCCAACCUCCAUCGACCAGCGGCUCUGACCAAGUGGAUCCCAACAUCCCUAAGGACCCCAGAGACCAAGCAGCUGCCAGACCCGGUGGUCACACUCAUACUGCCCGAACUAUGUCGUUGGGCCACGCUCGCCGCGAGAGCAUCCAGGCCCGCCGAGCCCGCCGAGAAGCAGCUCGUGAGGCCAAUGUGCCAGAGGAAACCGAUGAAGACAUCACUGGUGCAGGCACCGCACUAGAAAGUGCGAAUGAAGGCGAAGAUCUCUCGAAGCCAGUAUAUCUAAAAGGCCUCUUCAGCGUGUCUACAACCAGUAGCAAACCACUGCCAGUUAUUCGGGCCGACAUUAUCCGUGUCUUGAGGCAGCUGGCCGUGGAAUAUGUUGAAAUCAAGGGUGGCUUCAGUUGUCGACACGCUCCUAGCAUUGACCUCGAUAAAGUUAUUGACGUCAAUCCUCCUAGCCCAGAUCGCCAAGGGCAGGUUUCCCAUCGUCGUCGCAUCAGCUUCGGUGGACUACUUGGCCAUGACGAUAGCCGCGAUGACAGCCGCGAUCACAACCGUGAUCACAGUCGCUCGGCAUCUAACAAGCUGCACCGUCGCAACCAACCAGAUCGCAGUUUCGUUUCCAACUCAGACGCAUCAGAAGAGUUCGUUGCACGCGACAAUCAGCAAAGCGGCGCAGUCGGGGAACGGGUUGUUGGCGAGACCACUACUCGCGUCCAGAGCGACACCGGCGAGAACUUGGUCCUUCGAUUUGAAAUUCUCAUUGUGAAGGUUCCUCUGUUCUCCCUUCAUGGCAUUCAGUUCAAGAAGGUCUCCGGUGGAAUGUGGCAGUACCGCGAGAUGGCAAAGAAGAUUCUAGACGCUUUACGACUGUGA